Molecule: messenger RNA, 1583 nt
Organism: Ipomoea triloba (trilobed morning glory)
Lineage: Eukaryota; Viridiplantae; Streptophyta; Magnoliopsida; Solanales; Convolvulaceae
Product: fumarylacetoacetase-like
Exons: 14
Coding region: 114-1373 (419 amino acids)
Biological process (GO): homogentisate catabolic process; L-tyrosine catabolic process; L-phenylalanine catabolic process
Molecular function (GO): fumarylacetoacetase activity
Source: RefSeq, a predicted model, not a curated record
CCAGCUUCCGUGCUGGCUCCGCCUCCCUCUAUUUAACUCUAUCCAAAAUCUCGCAUUGCUUUACGGCAUUUGCCUUCCCGACGACUCACCGGAGCUUGCUACGACGCCGUAUCAUGGGACUGAAAUCAUUCCUCGAAGUCAAGUCCGACUCCCACUUCCCGCUCGAGAACCUCCCCUUCGGCGUUUUCAAGCCCGAAUCCGGUUCCGAUGCUCGGCCGGGCGUCGCUAUCGGCGGCUACGUUGCCGACCUCUCUGUGAUCGCCGCUGCCGGUCUCUUUGACGGUCCGUGUUUGCGGAACUCGGAUUGCUUCACACAGCCUAAUCUUAACAAAUUUUUGCAUUUGGGACGGCCUGCAUGGAAGGAAGCUCGUGAAACACUACAAAAGCUACUAUCAGCUACUGAACCAAAAUUGCGUGACAAUGCAAGUUUACGGCAGAAAGCUCUUAUCCCCAUGGACAAGGUGGAAAUGGUUCUCCCUAUUGCAAUUGGUGAUUACACAGACUUCUUUUCAUCCAUGCAUCAUGCAAAGAAUUGUGGAACCAUAUUUCGAGGCCCAGAGAACCCAAUAAACCGUAAUUGGUUCCAUCUUCCUAUUGCGUAUCAUGGACGAGCAUCAUCAAUUGUAGUAUCUGGCACUGAUAUUAUUAGACCAAGGGGUCAAGCUUCUCCAACAGGUGACUCUGCAGCAUAUUUUGGACCUUCUCGGAAGCUGGACUUUGAGCUAGAAAUGGCUGCUGUAGUUGGCCCUGGAAAUGAACUAGGGAAGUCUGUGAGUAUUGAUGAGGCCAGGGACCAUAUCUUUGGGCUUGUCUUAAUGAAUGAUUGGAGUGCAAGAGAUAUCCAAGCUUGGGAAUAUGUGCCUCUUGGUCCUUUCCUAGGGAAAAGUUUUGGAACUACGGUUUCACCUUGGAUUGUGACCUUAGAUGCUCUAGAGCCCUUUUCCUGUGAUGCUCCUAAGCAGGACCCUCCUCCCUUGCCAUAUCUUGCAGAGAAGAUAUCCAAAAACUAUGACAUUUCGUUGGAGGUUCUCAUUAAACCUGCUGGGCAAGAAGAUUCAUGUACUGUCACAAGAAGCAACUUCAAGCACUUAUAUUGGACAGUAACCCAACAACUUGCACACCAUACUGUCAAUGGUUGCAACCUAAGGCCUGGCGAUCUUCUAGGAACUGGGACUAUUAGUGGACCUGAACCAGAAUCCUACGGUUGCUUGCUAGAAUUAACUUGGAAUGGACAAAAACCUCUAUCUUUGGGUGGAGUAACUCGUACGUUCUUAGAAGACGGGGAUGAAGUCACUUUUACUGGUUACUGCAAGGGAGAUGGCUACAACAUAGGCUUUGGAACGUGCUCAGGAAAGAUACUCCCAUCACCAUAAUGAGACACUAAUUCAUGCUGGCUUGAAAACUUCUAUUCGUGUAUCGGCCAUGCAGUGAUUAGGUCCAAAUUUAUGUAAAAUUUUCAUGGAUUAUGUAUUAUGUUCAUUCACCCGUGAUUCUGAUUAGAAACAUUAAAUGAUCAAUACUUCUCAGUUUCUUUUGAUACAUCUUAUAAGGGGCGGGAAUGAUAAGGUUUGGAUUUAGAUCUA